This is a messenger RNA of Lithohypha guttulata, 3693 nucleotides long. RefSeq names its product DNA-directed RNA polymerase III complex subunit Rpc2 (gene rpc2). Gene Ontology annotation, cellular component: RNA polymerase III complex. Gene Ontology annotation, molecular function: DNA binding; ribonucleoside binding. Gene Ontology annotation, biological process: DNA-templated transcription. Bases 1 to 3693 code for a protein of 1230 amino acids. Lineage: Eukaryota; Fungi; Ascomycota; Eurotiomycetes; Chaetothyriales; Trichomeriaceae. The transcript is spliced from 2 exons. The record is from RefSeq and is a predicted model, not a curated record.
AUGCCGCCAAAGCGAAAGCAAGAAGGACCAAUUCCAGCCUCAACUGCCACUAAAGCCACAGUCAAGGCAACGCCUCGUGUGAAUCCCGCUCGCCCAGUGAAACCCGCAGCCUCCGAAAACACCUUAGCGAUCGAGGCGGUCGAGCAAAAGCAGGAAAAGAAAGCUCAGCCUUCAGGCGAUGGCUUCAAUAACACCCUAUCUCCAUUCUACUAUCAAAAGAACGUAGAAGCUCCUAUAGACACUGCACAAGACAAAUGGAAUCUGUUACCGGCCUUUCUCAAGAACAAGGGUUUAGUCAAGCAGCACAUCGACUCGUUCAACCACUUCGUUAAUGUUGAGCUCAAGAAGAUUAUCAAGGCCGAGCCUAUUAUUACCUCUGACAUUGAUCCAAAUUUCUACCUGAAGUAUCUUGAUAUUUAUGUUGGAAGAGCCCAGCGACAUGACGAGAACAUAUUUGGGGAUACCAAGAGAGAGUCGACAAUCACACCGAACGAAUGUCGCCUAAGUGACCUUACCUAUUCUGCACCAGUUUUUGUUGACGUCCAGUAUACGAAAGGCAGGUCUGUAUACAGAAGAAAGGCGUUAUGCAUUGGCCGAAUGCCUGUCAUGCUGCGCAGUGACCGAUGCGUCUUAGCUAGCAAAAGCGAAGCUGACAUGUUCCGCAUGGGCGAAUGUCCCCUUGACCCCGGUGGAUAUUUCAUCGUCAAUGGUACUGAGAAAGUCAUUCUUGUACAGGAACAGUUAAGCAAGAACAGAAUCAUUGUUGAGCCGGACGCCAAGAAAGAAAGCAUUGUUGCAUCCGUGACUAGCUCUACUCAUGCCAGGAAAUCAAAGUCCUAUAUCGCCCUCAAGAAGGACUUGUUGUAUGCACGGCACAACAUCCUCAAUGAGGACAUCCCUGUUUGUGUUCUAUUGAGAGCCAUGGGCGUGACCUCUGACCUCGAUAUGCUAUCUAUUGUCGCAGGUACUAAUACACAGCUUCAGGAUGAUUUUGCUGUCAAUUUUGAGGAGACUAUCAAGCUUAAUAUCUACACUCAGCAACAAGCACUGGAGUAUAUCGGCCAGAGAAUACCUAUCAGCAAAAAAGGUGGUGCUUUCGGUCAGCAACGCAGGAAUUACGUCCAAGAAGCACUGGAAGCUGUUUCUAAUGUCUUCAUUGCACACGUUCCUAUUGAGAACCUCAACUUCAGACCUAAAGCACUCUAUGUUGCACACAUGGCAAGGAGAGUUCUGAUGGCCAAGAACAAUCCUAAACUUGUUGAUGACCGUGACUACGUUGGCAACAAGCGACUCGAAUUGGCUGGUCAGCUGCUCUCCCUUCUCUUCGAAGAUCUCUUCAAAACAUACAACUCGCAAAUCAGAGUCAACAUGGAUAAGCUUCUACGAAGACCGAACAAGACUGAGAUGGCCGACCCUUGUCCUAUCAUGGCUACUCAUGCUAGUCAUAUUACUUCAGGUAUGAAUCGUGCAAUUGCCACUGGAAAUUGGCAUCUCAAGCGAUUUCGCAUGGAACGAGCUGGAGUCACACAUUUACUGAGCAGAUUAAGUUUUAUCGCCUCCCUCGGCAUGAUGACCAGAAUACAAUCACAAUUCGAGAAGACAAGAAAAGUCUCUGGUCCUCGUGCUCUUCAGGCUUCGCAGUUUGGUAUGUUAUGUCCGGCCGACACACCUGAAGGAGAAGCCUGUGGUCUCGUCAAGAACCUCGCUCUCAUGACACAUAUUACGACUGAGGACGAAGAAGGACCUAUUAAGCAGCUUAUAUUCAUGCUCGGAGCAGAAGAUAUCACAACCGUCGGAGGCAGUGAGCUUUAUGCUCAAGGGUCGUAUAUGAUCAUGCUGAACGGUACCCCGAUAGCGUGUACUCGACAUCCUUCGCAUUUUCUGGUGUCGUUUCGCAGACUUCGAAGAUCUGGCCGAGUCUCGGAGUUCGUGUCGGUGUUCAUCAACCAUCAUCAUAGCACUAUUAAUGUUGCCACAGAUGAAGGACGAAUCUGUCGACCACUAAUCAUAGUGGAAGAGAAGAAAUCAAAAGUCACAAAGAGGUAUCUCAAGAGCUUGCGUCAGGGCAGCAUGGACUUUGACGACUUUUUAGCCAGAGGACUCGUUGAGUAUCUGGAUGUGAAUGAGGAAAAUGACAGUAAUAUUGCCAUGUACGAAUCCAACAUUUCACAAAUCAGUACACACCUCGAAAUCGAGCCUUUCACAAUUUUAGGUGCAGUGGCUGGUCUAAUACCAUACCCUCAUCAUAAUCAAUCACCACGAAACACCUAUCAAUGUGCUAUGGGUAAACAGGCAAUUGGAUUCAUAGCAUCAAAUCAAUUCCUCCGUAUCGACACGCUCCUUUAUCUGAUGGUCUAUCCUCAAAAGCCACUCGUCAAGACACGCACGAUUGAGCUCACGGGCUAUGACAAACUUCCAGCAGGUCAGAACGCCAUUGUUGCGGUCAUGUCAUACUCAGGCUACGAUAUUGAGGACGCAUUGGUACUCAACAAGGGUAGUGUAGACCGAGGCUUUGGUCGUUGUCAAGUGCUUCGCAAGUAUCCUGUCCAACUCAAGCAGUACGCUAAUGGCAGCAAAGACAUAAUCAAACCACCAGAUCUCGAAAAUGGAGCACCUAUCAAGAAGCAUGCUCUUCUCGACGUAGACGGCAUUGCGAAUGUUGGAGAAAAGGUCAACCAAGGCGAAAUCAUCUUGAACAAAUUCGUACCCGAUAAUGCUAACUCCUCUGGCCUCUCAGAGACAAACUCACAAACCAACGGAACUGGUCCUGCAUCUGGUGGCAUCUCUUCCACGGGCAACGGCUUCCUCCCUCAACCACAGACUUACCGUCUCCCAGACCCCAGCAUAAUAGACAAAGUCAUGUUUCACUCCAAUCCACAAACCGGCACCACACUUCUCAAAGUCCAAACCCGCCAGACUCGCCGCCCCGAAGUCGGAGACAAAUUCUCAUCCCGUCACGGUCAAAAGGGCGUCGUAGGCAUCAUCGUCGACCAAGUCGACAUGCCCUUCAGCGACACCGGCAUCGUCCCCGACAUCAUCAUGAAUCCGCACGGUUUCCCCUCCCGCAUGACAGUAGGCAAAAUGCUCGAACUCGUCUCCGGUAAAUCAGGAAUCAUAUCAGGAAACUUCGAAUACGGCACCGCCUUCGGCGGCUCCAAACUCGCAGAUAUGUCCCAAGUCCUCAUCAACGCCGGCUACAGCUACGACGGCAAAGACUACCUGACCUCAGGCAUCACAGGCGAACCUCUCCCAGCAUACGUCUUCAAAGGUCCCAUCUACUACCAAAAACUCAAACACAUGGUCCAAGAUAAAAUGCACAGCCGCUCCCGCGGACCCCGCGCCAUCCUCACCCGCCAACCCACCGAAGGUCGCUCUCGAGACGGCGGUCUCCGCCUCGGUGAAAUGGAACGAGACUGCCUCAUCGCCUACGGCGCCUCCCAGCUUCUCCGCGAACGUCUCAUGCUCAGCUCUGACAAGCAUGAAGUCGAAGUCUGCAUGCGCUGUGGCAUGAUGUGCUAUGAUCGGUGGUGUCAGAGGUGUGAGAAGAGUGGUGAGGAGGAGUGUGGGAGGGUCGUGAAGAUGACGCUCCCUUAUGCAUUUCGGUUGUUGCAGGCGGAGUUGGUGAGUAUGAAUGUUGAUACGAGGAUUUUGGUUGGGGAUGAGUUUCCUGCUGAUGGGGGAAGGAGGCAGUGA